AUGACUAUUAUGUCAAACAACAAAGAUCUGACCGGCAAAGUUGCUAUCGGUACUCCACUUGAAGCCCACCCAACCCCUAAACUCGAAGCUACCACCACCCAUCAAAACACACAGAUACUAACAAAAUCCUACUUACACAGUCACCGGCUCCAGCCGUGGCAUCGGCGCCUCAAUAAUUCUCAAGUUCGCCUCACGGGGCGCAGAUGUCGCAAUAAACUACAUUUCAUCCAAGGAAGCCGCCGAAUCCGUCGCAGCCCAAGCCCGCGCAUAUGGCGUUCGCGCCAUAACCCUCAAAGCCGACGUAUCAAGCGAGACCGAAGUACCAGCGAUGUUCGAGACCCUGAUGAAAGAUUCGGCCGUCUCGAUAUCGUCGUCAGUAACUCCGGCAUCGAGCAUUUCGGCUCCUUGACCGAAGUGACGGGUGCCGACAUCGAUGCCGUUUUCGCGGUUAAUGUCAAGGGGCAAUAUUUUGUUGCUCAGCAGGCGUAUAAGCAUAUGGCGGAUUUUGGGAGAGUUAUGCUUACAUCGUCUAUCUCUGCUGUGAAGGGCGUUCCUGAGACAUGCAUGGAUUUUGGACCGCGCAAUAUCACGGUGAACUGCAUUGCUGCUGGUGGCGUGAAGACUGACAUGUAUACUGAAAUGUCCGCGAAGUACAUUCCCGGCGGAGCGGAUAUGAGUGAAGGCGAGAUUGAAGCCAUGUUGUCGAAGUGGUCGCCACUUGGUCGAGUUGGACUUCCGGAGGAUGUGUCUGGUGUUGCCGCAUUGAUUGCUAGUCCCGAUUCUCAAUGGUUGACUGGUCAGACGUUCCAAGUAUCGGGUGGAGCGUAUAUGGUUUAG
Molecule: messenger RNA, 837 nt
Organism: Penicillium cosmopolitanum
Lineage: Eukaryota; Fungi; Ascomycota; Eurotiomycetes; Eurotiales; Aspergillaceae
Exons: 3
Coding region: 1-837 (278 amino acids)
Molecular function (GO): oxidoreductase activity, acting on the CH-OH group of donors, NAD or NADP as acceptor
Source: RefSeq, a predicted model, not a curated record